AUGACCACUUUAUUUUCCGAGUCACUUUCAAAGAAUGCAGCCCAUGAGUCGGUCUCAUCCAUCAGUGGAACAGACUCUUUGACGGAUGACACCGCGGCUUUGGGACAGCCAGGCGACGAGCGUCGCUUUUGGUUUCAGCGAGCAAAGGGCUUCGACCCUCAAGCAAUCGCAACCCAGCCAUCUGUCUUUGACAACCCCGACAUUGCCAAAGAGUACCAGCCCAGAGCCGACUGGGAGAAUCUCCAUCGAUUCGACCCCUCCGCAAGAUGGACAUGGGCCGAGGAAUACAAGCUGAUACGGAAGAUCGAUUUGCGGAUUAUGGUUUUUGCCUGCAUAAUGUUCAUGGCGCUGGAGCUGGAUCGUGGGAACCUCUCGCAAGCUCUGACCGAUAAUUUCCUGCCGGAUUUGGGGAUGAACACAAAUGACUACAAUCUUGGAAACACCGUUUUCCGACUCUCGUUCCUUUGUGCCGAGCUGCCUUCUCAGCUUGUCAGUAAGUGGGCCGGGCCGGACCAAUGGAUCCCCACGCAGAUGGUUCUAUGGUCGGCGGUAGCUAUGGGCCAGUAUGGACUCAAGGGAAAGACAUCAUUCUUGGUGUGCCGAGUUCUUCUUGGAAUCCUGCAAGGCGGGUUCAUUCCAGAUGUGAUUCUCUACCUGUCGUAUUUUUAUAAAGCUCACGAAUUGUCCAUUAGACUGGGCUUCUUCUGGACUGCUAUGAAUGUGGCCGAUAUUAUUGCCAGCUUCCUGGCAUUCGGCCUGUUGCACCUUCGCGGGAUUGAAGGUCAGGCCGGUUGGCGCUGGCUCUUCCUGAUUGAGGGUAUAAUUACACUUCUUUUCGGUCUGGCUGCAUAUGUCUUGAUGCCUCCCGGGCCCUGUCAAACAGCAAAUUGGUCGCGUGGCAAGUCCGGUUGGUUCACUCCACGCGAAGAAACGAUCAUCGUGAACCGAGUCAUCCGAGAUGAUCCCAGUAAAGGAACCAUGCACAAUCGCGAGCCCAUUACACCCAGACUGCUCUGGAAAAGUCUCUGUGACUUCGAUCUAUGGCCUCUUUACAUUAUUGGCCUUACGUUCGAGACACCCAUGACAACGCCAAAGCAAUACCUGACCCUCACCCUGAAAAGCAUGGGCUUCGGCACUUUCGUCACGAAUCUGCUAACAAUUCCGAGUACGGCGAUUUCAAUCAUCACGAUGCUCAGUCUUACCUACCUGUCAGAAGUUCUUGGGGAACUGAGUCUCGUAUCUCUGUUUGGGCAGAUCUGGACACUUCCCUUCGUGGUAUAUUUGUACAUGGUGGAUAUCAACACUGCGAACAGAUGGGCCGUCUGGGUCGUUAUGACAUUACUACUCGGUUUCCCAAAUGCACACGCAAUUCAAGUCGGCUGGAACUCUCGAAACUCCAAUACCGUCCGGUCUCGGACUGUCUCGGCCGCCAUGUAUAAUAUGGCCGUGCAGGCUUCGUCGAUUAUUGCCUCAAACAUCUACCGGGCUGAUGAUGCCCCCCUCUACAAGCGAGGUAAUCGUGUGCUGGUUGGCUUGGUAGUUGCGAACAUAUUCAUCUACCUCUUGGUCAAGGCUUACUACGUAUGGCGCAACUCGAGCCGCGAUAAGAAGUGGAAUGCUAUGACCGAUGAGCAAAAGGCGCAUUACUUGGCGACUACGAAAGAUGAGGGCAGUGGUCGGCUGGAUUUCCGUUUCGCUCAUUAA
Molecule: messenger RNA, 1704 nt
Organism: Penicillium cinerascens
Lineage: Eukaryota; Fungi; Ascomycota; Eurotiomycetes; Eurotiales; Aspergillaceae
Product: putative MFS transporter
Exons: 6
Coding region: 1-1704 (567 amino acids)
Biological process (GO): transmembrane transport
Cellular component (GO): membrane
Molecular function (GO): transmembrane transporter activity
Source: RefSeq, a predicted model, not a curated record